UCGAAACGACCUCCGAGAUAUAUAUCGUUGAUCUCAGUCUGUAGUUGUAAAAAGCUCCUAGAGAACUAACCUUUUUUAUUCUUGACGAAAGGCGUGUGAUGGUGAAUAAAAACCCCGGUAUUAUUUCAGGAGUUUCUCUUCAAGUCGAAUUGAGAGUCAAAAGAUUGCCAGGGACUUGCCUUCUCAGUAGCCGGAGCGAGACAUAUAUCAGACUCAAUCUUCCAACCCCGACGCUCCUUUGGGUAAUCCUCUCACCACGAAACACAAGCUAUCAUCAGAACGCAUGUUCAGUUCCAAUCUUGUCGCUUAUCUGGAGAUCUCUGAACCCCAAGCAGCCACUCUCGCGAACAGAUCCAGUAGCCAUGCCUAAAAAACAAAAGCCCGUUCAGCCGAAACGAAAACUGCCAAGAGUGAGCCCUACAGGAGAAGUCCAGUGCAAGGAAGAGGCUCGGCAUCGUUUCCAGAUCCUUAGCAGCACAGGAGCAAAGGUUUGUUGCCUCAUUUGCGGUGGCAACAUGAAAAACAACGUGUCACAACUGAACCGGCAUAUGAAGGAUAACUGCAGUAGGAACAAGCACGAGACUCGCUGGGUGGACCGCUGGACGCAAGCCCAACUAGCGGAGCUGCGCAGCCUUUAUCUCAUCGAAGACGAAGUCCCCCAGUGUCCGGACUGCGGUCAUCUGCUUGCUGACUGGGCAAGAACCGGCCUCUUAGGACACAUCCGGCAAUGCCCGGCAUUGCUCGCUCGGUGCCGCCAGCCGCGGGCUGCUGGUGAAGUGGACCGACCCUUCGUGCGGGAGUAUGUCGAGAAGCAUUUUUCCCACUCGGUGGCUGAGCGGCCUCGCAUUGAGCGGACCCGUGGGUAUUUCCGGAUCGAGGGAGGCGUUGAGGAGGACGACGAGGACGAGGAGGUUCCGGGCGGCGAAAUAGCAGCGCAGCGCACCAUGUGCCGUCUCUGCGGUGAGAAACUGCAGCUACCAUGGGAUCUGAUGAUUCGAUCGCAACGCAAAAUCGUCCUCGAACGACACCUCAUCAUGUGCCCCGGUCCCGGCCUGGAAGAUACUUGGUAUAAGCUGGGUGCCAGUCGGUCCUGCGACAACAUCGGCUGCAAGGAGACGAUCCUCCACUCGGAGCUGCCUGCGCACCGGCGCCAAUGCCCAUGGCGCGACCUCGAGUGCCCUGACGCCACCCCUGGAAAGCUCACUUGCUAUGGUUGUGGCACAGAGGUGGGCAUGGCCUCGUUCGAGCCGCAUAUGAAGGACUGCAAAAAGAUCUGCCGCCGCUGUACUUAUUGCGGCCGACGCGGGUUCACUCCCAGUGAGUUCAAGGAGCACAAGAAAUCCUGCUUGAUGUGGAGAUGCUAUAGAUGCUUGGAUUAUUGCACAUGGACAUACCGCAACCUACAUCUCAAACGGUGUGCUUUCGUGCGUUGUCGAUUAUGCCAUCAACCACGAAUCCCUGCAGGUCGACAAGGCGAUCAUGCCCAGAAAUGUCGAGCCCGCCGCGGUCAAGGUCAUCUGUUGACAAACUCUGACCACAAGGAGCAGGUGUCAGGGGAGGAGCAGCGUGGCCUCGAGCUAAGCGACCUGAGCGACCUGAGUAGCUUAAGCGAGGUGGACACUUCAGGCGAGGGAGACGAGGUGGACCACUUGAACAAGUUGAAGGACGACCAUCUGCUGCUUCAGAUCAUGAUAUCUGUGUCUCAUGAGGACCGCCGCCAAUGUUCAAUACUGCUAUAAGAUCAUUGAACACUCAUUGAACCCUUAAAGUACAAUCCGGCCAGGAGGGCGCAGCUCUCUCAACACUUCCUAG
Molecule: messenger RNA, 1812 nt
Organism: Aspergillus homomorphus CBS 101889
Lineage: Eukaryota; Fungi; Ascomycota; Eurotiomycetes; Eurotiales; Aspergillaceae
Exons: 3
Coding region: 99-1739 (546 amino acids)
Molecular function (GO): zinc ion binding
Source: RefSeq, a predicted model, not a curated record